AUGUUAUCGAAACCUUGGUGGACUCCAAGACCGCCGAAGAAGUGGAAGACCUCGUACUGCUCGCACACCGAAGGUCGACGAGGCCGUCAGAAAGUGGAUAGCAAGAAACGCGACUCGGAGCGUCUCGACGAUGGCUCGCGACUAGGGAAUCUCGCGGAAGUCAAUGGAAUGGGUCGUCCACGAAGACCUUAA
Molecule: messenger RNA, 192 nt
Organism: Haemonchus placei
Lineage: Eukaryota; Metazoa; Nematoda; Chromadorea; Rhabditida; Trichostrongylidae
Source: the annotation of a GenBank genome assembly